Molecule: messenger RNA, 1904 nt
Organism: Entamoeba invadens IP1
Lineage: Eukaryota; Evosea; Mastigamoebida; Endamoebidae
Exons: 3
Source: RefSeq, a predicted model, not a curated record
AUGGUUCAGAUCGAGUCAGUUUAUUUAAUGAAAGUAGCCCUUCAUUUUGAAACAUACUCCGACGUAUACUCGUUUAUUCAAGUUUCCAAAUCGUGUUUAGAGUCUGUCAAAAUGCUUCACAUCAAUCCUUGGUUCAUAUCCAUUCAAAACAUUAAGACUUUCUUUUACCACUUCCACACAGAGACUAUUAACUGCUUGUACUUCGACUUUUUUGAUGAGACGAUAUUCUCGAUGGUCUCAUGCAUCCGUUGUCCAAAUUUCAACAGUUUUGUGAAGUCAAAAGAAGAUCAACUUUUGCCUUUACUGAGUAAAAUAUAUUAUAUAGGACUCUAUAACGAUGACAAACAAAAGCUUGAACCCACUUGCAAUUUUUUUAUACAAAAUGCAAAACGAAUUAAUUCACUUCGAAAGGUCAGAGGAGAACUCAACCCCGUUGUCAAAUUUUUCGAGAGUUACACAUCAAAGGGAAACGACUUAUUUGCACGAUUCCCGUAUACCAUUGAAGUGCUUUCUGAGCCGAAAAUGUCGCAAUUUACUGAAGUGAGUCUUACGCAACAACUGAUGAAGUACAUCCCACAAAAUGGAAUCACAAAAAUCAUCUUCAUAGCCAACGAACAUCGGACUAAACAGGAAGACUUAAGGUUCUUUGAAGGUGUAGAUUAUCACUACGAUGCGAUGGUUAAAGAUCAAUGUGAUUAUAAGGGGGAUGCUGUAAUCAACCCAGCGGGUUUAAUGACAAUUAAAAAUACGACUGAUUGUAAGAAGUUCAAUGGAAUUAUUGAAAAGUGUUUUGCCACACAGGUCAGUGUUUCGUUUUCGGAGGGGAACACAUUGGAGAGGGUGUUGGCUAAUGAAAAACAAGACGUCUGGAACGUCCCAAAGUGCGUGGAAAAUUUGUCGUUGAAAUUGAACAACAUAAAUGAAGAACAUAAGAUUCAUAUUCCGAUUUUAUUCGACUCAGUACAAGAGUUUAACUUGGAUAGCUCUGCAAUGUUCGAUGUUCAUGACACGUUUUCGAAUAUCGAAGAGUUGAUGUUGGAGAAUGUUCUGAGUGUGACUCUUAAAAUGACAGAUGCAAAGAACUUGAAAAGAGUCUGUCUUGAGAAUUGUACUGACGUUGACAUCAUUUCAAAAUAUGGAAUUACAGAAAAGGUGAUGAUUGAGACAUGCUCGAAAAUACGAGUCAAUGCGAGUAUAGACCACAUCGCCAAUUUUUUGGUCAUGAGAACGACUCAGUGUGUAUUCAGAGCAACGGUCUUUGAUAAGACGUUUGUUCAAAUUGAAGACUCCACUGAUAUGUUUUUUGAACAGAAGUUUGGUGAUGAGAAAAGUAAAAUGUGUCCUUUUGGAUUUUGUAAUAUAAGUCUGGAGAAGUUUGAAAAACUUGUGUCGACUGUUGUAUAUUACCCAUCACACACUUUUAUGAGGAUGGUCGACUUAAUCGAGCCGGAGAAAUAUUUCUGGAUGAAAAAGCUCUUCAUGGAUUGUCCACACAUUUUAGUGCAAAAUGAUGUUGUGAAGAGGAUGAAGAGUGUUGAUGGGUGGUUGAUCAAUGUGAUGUACUCGACCGACUUUUGCAAUGUGGACAAUCGCGACCAGAAAAUGAUCUUUUUGGAAAAUGACAAUUGGGUUAAGUGUAAAGAAGCGAUCCGUUAUUUUGAAGUUACUGUGGAGCACAUGAGUGUGAUGUCUGUUGGGUUGGUUAAUAUCAGCACAUUUGUGUAUCAAGAGGAUCAACAUUGUGGGUGGGUGAAAGGGUCAAUUGGAUACUUUUCAGAUGAAGGAAAAAUCUUUUUUGAGAGUUGUGAUGAAGUGGGACACAUGUCCCCAUAUGGAAGAAAAGAGGGGCAAAAGGAUGUAAUAGGGUGUGGGUAUUACCCAAAGACUCGUAGAGUUUUCACAAA